CCCGCCCGGGGAGGCUCGGCUGGCGCUCCCGCCGCGGCGCCGGCUCCGCCGCCUGGGCCCCGGGCCCGGCCCCUCCCGCGCCGCCCGGGCGAUGAGAAGCUGCUUCUGCGUGAGACGGAGCCGGGACCCGCCGCCGCCCCCGCGGGGAACAAACCAGUCCACCAUGCCUGAAGUGAAGGACCUUUCGGAAGCCUUGCCGGAGACCUCAAUGGACCCCAUCACGGGAGUCGGGGUGGUGGCAUCUCGGAACCGAGCCCCGACAGGCUAUGAUGUAGUGGCACAGACGGCAGAUGGCGUGGAUGCUGACCUCUGGAAGGACGGCUUAUUCAAGUCCAAGGUUACCAGAUACCUGUGUUUCACAAGAUCAUUUUCCAAAGAAAAUAGUCAUUUGGGGAAUGUGCUAGUGGACAUGAAGCUCAUUGACAUCAAGGACACGCUGCCCGUGGGCUUCAUCCCGAUCCAAGAGACGGUGGACACACAGGAGGUGGCUUUUAGAAAGAAGAGGCUGUGCAUUAAAUUUAUCCCCCGGGAUUCCACGGAAGCUGCCAUUUGUGACAUUCGCAUCAUGGGCCGGACCAAGCAGGCGCCUCCUCAGUACACGUUUAUCGGGGAACUGAACAGCAUGGGGAUCUGGUACCGAAUGGGCAAAGUGCCAAGGAAUCACGACUCGUCCCAGCCCACCACGCCCUCACAGUCGUCGGCCGCCUCCACCCCAGCCCCCAACCUGCCCAGGCACAUCUCUCUAACACUGCCUGCCACCUUCCGAGGUCGGAACAGCACCCGCACGGACUACGAAUACCAGCACUCUAACUUGUAUGCCAUUUCAGCAAUGGAUGGCGUGCCUUUUAUGAUUUCUGAGAAGUUCUCCUGUGUUCCCGAAAACAUGCAGCCCUUUGACCUCCUGGGAAUCACCAUCAAAUCUCUAGCAGAAAUUGAAAAGGAGUACGAGUACAGCUUCCGCACGGAGCAGAGCGCGGCCGCCCGGCUCCCGCCCAGCCCCACCCGGUGCCAGCAGAUCCCCCAGUCCUGAGGAGCCGGCCAUCUGGGGGAGAAGACACCUUCUGCCUGGUGCCCACACUACUGACAGGGUGGCUGGGGUUGUGGGGCGCCCCCUCCCUCGCCCGCCCCUGCCUCCCCCCUCCCCGGCACCAGCCGGCCCUUCCCUCAGCGUGCCCGUGCCCGCCCACCGCCCCGGAGACUGGCAGCUGAGCGACCCGCCCGGUCCUCGGCUUGCUUGACGAGACCCCCCCCCGGCCUCCCCGGGGACACUGUCCAUAAUCGUGACUAAUCUGUGUGUGCUGUAGCGACCAGCGGCUCCCCCCCACGUGUUGUGUGAUGACCAUUGCGCAAAUCCUCCCCGCCCAGAGUCACCCCCAAGGGCCAGGCAGCCACUCCUGAUGCCCAGGGACGCCCGCUGGCUCCUGUUCUCCUGCCCCCCCCCGCCCCCGUGGGAACCCCACAAACCCACUGCCCUUCCUGAGGACCCCAGGGGUGGCCCUCAGGACAUGCGAUGUCCUCUGACCCAGGGCUACCCAUAGCCCCCCCCUCCCCCGGACUCUACAGCAACCCUGAGGGGGAGCCAGCAGGCCCUGCUCCACGCCACGCAGCCGUGGACCCCUCGGCGGGUCACACACUGGACGUCGGGGACUGGUGCGGUGACCGUGACGCGUGCCCGCCUGGAUGUGGGCGUGGCUGCCAGGCGCUGCUCCUCCGCACUCUCCACCCCCCAAGGGCUCCUCGUAGGGUGCCACCUGCCAACCACAGCUCUGCCUGCCUCCGCCCUGAGGUGGCCCCAGCCCCGAGGGACACCGGCGCAGAGGCUCGGCUCGGACGCGUCACGAACAAGGCCUCCCAGCCAGGAGCCACUCCUCCCGUGUCAGGUGCAGACUCGAGGUGAACCCCGUGCUUGGUGCCGUGCAGACUCGAGGUGAACCCCGUGCUUGGUGCCGUCGCAGCAGCGGCCCCGCCACCCUGGGAGCCGGCCCUCUCCCCCAACAGGCUGCUUCGCAGUGUCUGGCAGCUGGGGCUCGUCACAAUGCCGUAGACUGCAGGCCUCCGACACCCCCCCACCCCACCCCCCGGUCCCCAGACGGUCCGUCUGGAUGAGAGGCCACGGUGGGUCCUCACGGGCCGACGGGCGUGGGGUGGCUCAGCCAGUGGCCUCCGCCAGACAUGGCAGCCAGGUAGGGAUGGGAGUUCAAAGCAGCCAAGGGGGUCGGCUAAGAGCCACGGCGGGGGCCCCAAAUACCUCACGAACCUGCGUCAGCCCCCCGGCGGGUCCAGAGCCUCGGGGUCCCCUGGUGGGCGCCCCGCCUCCCCCACCGGCCCUGCAUCUUCGUUUCUGUGUGCUGGGAUGGUGGCCUCAGGCGGUGACACCCCACACCUCCCGGCCUCGAGGCCGCCCAGCAGCUUGUGGGGACCCCUGAAGUCAAAGCAUCGGCCUCUGGAG
This is a messenger RNA of Perognathus longimembris pacificus (Pacific pocket mouse), 2449 nucleotides long. It is a transcript of the gene Mvb12b, whose product is annotated as multivesicular body subunit 12B. The transcript is spliced from 10 exons. Gene Ontology annotation, cellular component: ESCRT I complex; late endosome. Gene Ontology annotation, biological process: regulation of epidermal growth factor receptor signaling pathway; virus maturation; viral budding. The coding region runs from base 92 to 1030 and encodes 312 amino acids. The record is from RefSeq and is a predicted model, not a curated record. Lineage: Eukaryota; Metazoa; Chordata; Mammalia; Rodentia; Heteromyidae.